Molecule: messenger RNA, 693 nt
Organism: Vicia villosa (hairy vetch)
Lineage: Eukaryota; Viridiplantae; Streptophyta; Magnoliopsida; Fabales; Fabaceae
Exons: 1
Coding region: 1-693 (230 amino acids)
Source: RefSeq, a predicted model, not a curated record
AUGUUCUUUGAUUUAUUUAAUGAGACUAAAGAUUUUAAUGAGACUAAAGAUCUUGGUGAAAGGAAAGGGAGAGCGGUUAGAGAAAUGGGGACCGGAUCAGAGCUUUUUGGUAAGUUCAUUGUUGAUAGCGGUUUGGUGGAUGUGCCAAGUAAAGGAAAAAAAUUUACUUGGUAUAGCGGAGAUGGUAGAUCUAUGAGUAGGAUCGAUCGUUUCAUUGUGUCUAAUGUUAUUGUCAAUAGACGGGGUGUGGUGGGACAAAGAGUGGGGGAUAGAGACAUUUCGGAUCAUUGCCCGAUUUGGUUGGUGGUGGACAAAUUAAAUUGGGGUCCAAAACCAUUUAGAUUCAAUAACGAAUGGUUUAGUUUUAAUUCUUUCUUACCUUUUGUGGAAAAGGAGUGGAAGGAGUUGGUGGUGGAAGGUAGAGGUGAUUAUGUUCUUAAAGAGAAAUUGUCUCGGAUCAAGGAGAGGUUAAAGUGGUGGAAUAAAACGGUUUUUGGGAGUAUAGAUUUGGAAGUGGAAGAUUGUGUUAAAGGUAUCAAUGAAGGGGAUCUUUUGUUGGAAGAUUUGCCGGAGAUUUUAUUAGGUGAGUCUCUCGUCGGUAGGAAUGAGGCCAACAAGAGGUUUUGGUUAAACUUGAGGAUUAAGGAAAAUAUGCUUGUUCAAAAAUCAAGACUUAAAUGGUUAAAUGAAUGA